This is a messenger RNA of Camarhynchus parvulus, 1027 nucleotides long. It is a transcript of the gene KNSTRN, whose product is annotated as kinetochore localized astrin (SPAG5) binding protein. NCBI's taxonomy places the organism in Eukaryota, Metazoa, Chordata, Aves, Passeriformes, Thraupidae. The transcript has 8 exons. Gene Ontology annotation, biological process: mitotic sister chromatid segregation; regulation of attachment of spindle microtubules to kinetochore; spindle organization. Gene Ontology annotation, cellular component: kinetochore; mitotic spindle; microtubule plus-end. The coding region runs from base 64 to 786 and encodes 240 amino acids. The record is from RefSeq and is a predicted model, not a curated record.
CGCGGGCCCGCCCAACCGUCCCGGCGCGCUUCUGUUUGAACUCCUGAGGGGAGCGCGGCCGCCAUGGACGGGCGGCUCUCCCGCAUCCCCGUGCACUCCCGGCUCCACCGCCCCGAGCCGUCCGCAGAAUUGCAAAUGAAUUAUCCUUCAAAGAGAAAAUGUGUCAGCACAACAUCAGAGCCAGAGCUCAGCGUGGUUCCCAGUCUUCACUUUGCCUCAAACGUUCCAGCAGACAGUGUCUUCAAGCCUGCAAACCAAGGGUUGCCUAAGUCUGAGAAGAAAGUGGAACCAGUUUCAAAGAAGAUAGUGGCAAGACGCCCUCUCAGCAGAUACCAACUAGAAGCAGAGCUAAAAAACAAGAAUCAGUUGGUGGAAACACUCAAACAACAACUAGCAAGAGCAGAGGGCACUCUCAAGUUAAGGGAGUUAAAGAAGGAGAACGAGAGGCUUGUCCAUGAGGUUGAGAAUCUCAAGAAAAUUCAGGAGACUUGCAUGACGAUUUUAGAAAGCAGAAACAUCAAUCCUGGCAGCAACAUAGAGGAGGAGAAAGAGAUGCGUGCGUGCCGGGAAAAGACAACAAUGCUAACUAACAAGGUCACAGAAGAAUUGAUGCUAUUUUGUCACAGAGCUGCAAAAGAGAAGGAGAUGCUUGAGACAGCCAUGGCCAAGUGGAAAUCAGCACAAGAGGAGAACCAGCACGCCCUGGAGAAGCAUUCCGACUUCCAAGCUCAAAUUAAGGAAUGGAAAACCAAACUUGAAGCGCUGGGGAAGCUCCUGGCAAUGUGAGGCACGAGGAUGGACUGGGAUUUUUGCUCUUUCACCCCUAGUUCACUGGUCCCUGUUUGUCAAGCCCGGUUCCUGCGUUUGGUGAUCCAAACGCCGAGCUGGUGGCUGCUCCCCGGCGGGGUAGGGACGGACGGGGGGCUGAGGCAGCAGCGAUGGCCGGUCAGCCUUGUGUCGGGCGUUCGCCGCUCUGCUCCGGUGUCCGGUGUUCGUGGGAUUUAGUUCAAUAAAGGCGCUCCAAGGA